Molecule: messenger RNA, 1061 nt
Organism: Guyanagaster necrorhizus
Lineage: Eukaryota; Fungi; Basidiomycota; Agaricomycetes; Agaricales; Physalacriaceae
Product: protein tyrosine phosphatase
Exons: 2
Coding region: 16-819 (267 amino acids)
Biological process (GO): sphingolipid biosynthetic process; fatty acid elongation; very long-chain fatty acid biosynthetic process
Cellular component (GO): endoplasmic reticulum membrane
Molecular function (GO): 3-hydroxyacyl-CoA dehydratase activity
Source: RefSeq, a predicted model, not a curated record
AUAACAGGUUGAUCAAUGACCACCACGAGAAAGCCGACCGGGUUUGUCAAAUAUUACCUUGUCACGUACAACGUCCUCUCCACUCUUGGCUGGUCAUGGAUCCUCAUUCUCACCCUUGUCCACUUAUUCAACCUUGACCGUAAAUCUGCCGCCAUCCAGCCAAGCACUGUCUCCGCCUUUUCUCGCUUCCUCUCCUUCGUCCAUGCUGACAAAAUUUAUCCUUCCUAUAUCGAGACCCAGCUACCGACUUUGCUGCAGCCCAUCUACCGUCGUGCGACAACGACGUACUGGCGAGUCGGAACCAUCACCGCGUUCGUGCAGUCAUGCGCCAUCCUCGAGGUCGUCCAUGUCCUGCUCGGUUGGGUGCGCAGUCCACUGUCAACGACGGCCAUGCAAGUUGCCAGCAGACUGUACGCCAUUUGGGGCGUCACCGAGCCAUUCCCAUCUGUCUGCUCGAAUCCUCUCUACACGACCAUGGUGUUCGCCUGGUCUGCCACGGAAGUCGUCCGUUAUUCUUUCUAUGCAUUCACCCUCCUUGGUCAUGAGCCCAAACAGCUCCUCUACCUCCGUUAUACCCUCUUCUAUGUCUUAUAUCCUCUCGGCGCUUCCUCUGAAGCAUUCCUCAAUUACGCUACACUUCCCGCUUCCUCCCCCAUACCUAGCUGGUUGUCAUGGGCGCAGGGUAUGUGGAAACCCACAGACUACAUUCGUGGUCUUUUGUUCUUGAUCUGGUGGCCAGGUCUCUAUGUCAUGUACACGCACAUGAUUGUCCAGAGACAAAAAGUUCUGAGGCCGAGGAAAGGCACAAAGGCAAAUUAAUUUGCUACAAGUAGGAUAGAGUAACUCUCAGAGCCCCGCAUUCAACUUGGACUUGUAUAAUUUCCUGAUUGAUGCUUUUCGCAAACCCGAUACGAGCUUUCCCUUUUCGCAGCCCAUAAUCGAACGUGGUGUAAUCUGUUCACGUCCUUUCAGUAAUAUCUCCACGGAAACCAAAAUACGUACACAAUCUUGAAAAUCUUGUUAGCGUAAACCAAUAAAAAUAAUCUCAUUUAUGAUUACCA